Leopardus geoffroyi (Geoffroy's cat) is the source of this 7915-nucleotide messenger RNA. It is a transcript of the gene TMEM268, whose product is annotated as transmembrane protein 268. Bases 973 to 2007 code for a protein of 344 amino acids. Lineage: Eukaryota; Metazoa; Chordata; Mammalia; Carnivora; Felidae. The transcript is spliced from 9 exons. The record is from RefSeq and is a predicted model, not a curated record.
GGUGUGGGAGUCAGCCUCCCCUCUUUUGGAGAUCUGAGCAGUGGCGAUCCGCCCUCGGGCCAGCUUGGAAUUAAGCAGAUGUGUGCCCCCGACAGGGGACACUUGUUUUCACCAGCAUCAGGAACCAUGGCAGCAAAAACCGACUCUACUGGACUUUCACCAAGAUGGUUAGCAAGGCUGGGGUGUCAUCCCAGGGACGUAGGCAAGGUUUUCCUUGGUGGUGGGUAAUUCUCAGGGCCCCCGGCAGACACAGAGAGAGUAAGUGUGGGCUCCAGCCAGUGUGUGGCACUGGGGACUCUGCUUUGGCUUCAAGAGAAUCCCCAUGAAGGACAUUGCUGCUUUGUUGACGACAGUGGCUUAGGGUCAUGGCCAUGCCCACUGUGCUGUCACUGACCCAACUCCUGAGACUUUGGAAGUGUUUCCAAGGUCUUUUAGCGCUAAAUGCCAGGAGGAUGCAUUGCCUUCUUCACCCUCCUGUUUCUCAUCUCCCAAUAGAGAACAGGAACUAUUUAACUGACAGUAUUUCUGUUUUAGCUUUGGCCACCUGGGAGCUCAAAACCAAAUUCUUGGCUCAGGCGUGACAACUGUGCCAAACCUCAAAGCAGUGACAGUGAGAGCUAGUAUUUGUGGGAUGUGUCCUUUGUUCCAGAGGCCCUUGUCUGCCCUUUAUAUGUAUCACCGCACUGAUUCUUCAUGACAGCCUUGUGGGGAAGGUACCAUUGUUUGAGGAUAGGGAGCUGAAUCUCUUUGAGGUUAAACCACUUGCCCAAGUUUACUUAACUCGUAGGUAGUAGAACCAUUGUUUAAACUGGUUAGUCUGAACCUGGAGCCCAUGCUCUUCAGCAGAAACUUCCACUGCCUCUGCUGGGGACCUUGAUUGCCUGAAUAUCGGGCAAGUGAAGCUGAGUUGGCCGCUCCAGAAUGAACCACAGCUCCAAGAUGGGGAAGUAGAAACCCAGCUAGCUCUCUGCCAUGGCCUGCGAACCUCAGAUGGGCCCCAGCGGGGCAGCUGGCCCGUUGCCCACCUCCUCCCCUGGCUGGAAUGCCUUGCCUGGAGGGCGUCCCCCAGGCUGGGGGCAAGAGCUCCGCAAUGGCCAGGUCCUCACGGUUCUGCGGAUCGACAACACCUGUGCGCCCAUCGCCUUCGAUCUGGGCGCCGCAGAAGAGCAACUGCAGACCUGGGGCAUUCAGGUCCCCGCCGACCAGUACAGGAGCUUGGCCGAAAGCGCCCUCUUGGAGCCCCAAGUGAGGCGAUACAUCAUCUACAACUCCAGGCCCAUGCGGUUGGCCUUUGCUGUGGUGUUCUAUGUGGUCGUGUGGGCUAACAUCUACUCCACCAGCCAGAUGUUUGCCCUGGGGAACCACUGGGUAGGUGUGCUGCUCGUGACCCUGGCUGCCAUGAGCCUGACUCUGACCCUUGUGCUCAUCUUCGAGAGACACCAGAGGAAGGCCAACACCAACACGGACCUUAGGCUGGCGGCUGCCAACGGGGCCCUCCUGAGGCACCGGGUGCUGCUGGGGGUGACGGACACAGUGGAAGGCUGCCAGAGUGUGAUUCAGCUCUGGUUCGUCUACUUCGACCUGGAGAACUGUGUGCAGUUUUUGUCUGACCACAUUCAAGAGAUGAAGACUAGCCAAGAGUCCUUGCUGAGAAGCAGAUUGAGCCAGCUGUGUGUUGUCAUGGAAACCGGAGUGAGCCCCGAGACAGCAGAGGGGCCUGAGGACCUGUUGGAGGAAGCCCCACUCCUGCCCGGCAGUCCUCAUUCGGAGGAGAGGCCACUCCUGCAGACUGAGCUUCGCCAGCUCGUGCCUGAGGCUGAGCCAGAGGAAAUGGCCCAGCAGCUGUUGGCGGUAUUUGGCGGCUACUAUAUCCGGCUCCUGGUGACCUCGCAGCUUCCCCAGGCAGUGGGGACACGACACAUAGACUCGCCAAGGAUUCCGUGCCCCUGCCAGCUCAUAGAAGCCCACAUCCUGGGUACUGGGUGCUGCCCAUUCCUGGCCAGGUGACCUAGGGAGGAAGGUACUCCGCUUCCUGCGAGACUGAAGGUCCUCAGGAAGGCUCAGGAGCGCCAGGCGGCUGACGGUGAGCCCCAGGGGAGGAGAGAAGCAUCUGGGAGCACUCGGAAGACUGUCAGUCAUGUCAGAGCAUGGGUAUCGUGCUUGCUUCAGGACUCUGCACAGGAAUACCUAUCCACAUCCCAUGCUGACCCCUGGCCCUUUCAGAAGCUGAUGGUUGCCAAGCUGGUCCCACUCCAAACCAGUCUCUAUGCUGCUUAGAACCAUGGGCAUGGAUGGAAGUCCUCUCCCAUGCCCUUCAUUGUCUGGAGAGCCCAGAAAAUGUGAAGAUGCCCCUACUGGGCCAACCAUGUGUCCAGAGCUCAGUCUCAGGUGAUGGUCUUGUCCUCAGCUCCUUCACGUCAGACAGGAAAACUGAACCUCAGAGAGGACUCUGCUCUUUGUAGCAUUGUCUCGGGCCUCCAGAAUUCCUAAUCGGAAGGAAAGAAGUCAAUUCUCAGAACGUUCUCCAUUUGUAAGUUUCUCAUGCCCUUUGUUUUAUGACAAACAAUGGCCCUGUGUUGUCUGCUAGCACACAGACUUCUAGGAGGCAGAAGAGAGAAACCAGCGGCACGUAACUGAUAAUGGGACUGUUUGGGAAAGAUUGAUUCUGUCUGAUUUGAGGAUGUAUUUCGUUUAAAGGCAUGCCUGCCUGUGGUUGUGGUUUUAUACUCCAGACCGAGAGCAGCAGUCCUGUUUUCUGACGCUAAUCUGUCACUCAUGACGUUCCAUGAAGAGGUCAGGGGUUUUCAGGUUCUCUGCUCCUGAGCAAGUUUGAAGACCAAUUAUUCCAUAGGCCCAAAUCCAAAAGACCUGGCCUGGCAUUUAAGGGCUCCCCAGCCUGCAGGACCCAGCCCUCAUCUGUGAUUUUGGCUUCAUCUCCCACAAAACUUCUUCCUAAGUUGAAACUCUUUCCUGGACUAAUGUACCUACUCGGUCUCAUCCUUUGAACUCCUAUGCAUGCUUCAAAGCCCAGCUUUACUUACCUUUCCUUCAGGAAGCCUUUCAACAUAGAACAUGCCCUGCUUCUCUGCCUCCUUUAAAUUCUUAAUGUAGCUGCUGCCUUUAUUGAUGUUUUACGUUACCAAUUCUGUUUUCCUGUGCACAUGCGCAUUUUUCUAGCUAGACUCAAUUUCUGAAGGACAAAAUUCUCACCUUAAAAUUUUUGUGCAUGGCCUAGACCUGCUAAGGGGAAAACAGACCAACCCAGUGGAUUGAGGGCUUUGUCAUCUCUAGAGUAGCCUUUGCAGAUUGCUCUCUAUGCUCAGUUGAAUGAGGUUGGCACAGACCUGGGUUCUGGUCCUGCGGCUGACAUUUCUAGCUGUGUGACUUUUGGCCAGUCCUCAGUUUACUCAUCUUUCUAUAAAUGAAUACAUAAUGGGUAGUUGGAUGAUUCUUAGCUUCCCUUCCAAAGCUGAAGUUCUGGCUUUUUCUGUCCCAGUCUAGCCCUUGGCCUAUCUGUUAUGCCUUUAUCCACAUGUAGAAGGGUCCUCCAGCCUUACGUGACUGAGGUGUCCCAGACCUGUCAGACCUGCGGACGGAACACUGGCCUAGUUAGCAGGAGACCUGGAUUCUCGUCCCAGAUAUGCUGCUUCCUUAGAAGCAUGACCUUGGCCAGGUCACGUAACCUCUCUUGAGUGUCUGUUUACUUCUUUCUAAAUGGAUCUGGUGAACACGAAACGUAAUCCUGUGGGUGACUUACUGUGUAAGAGGCCAGUCUGACUGUUUGCUUUCUCUGGGCCCAGAGAAGACAAAUCGUGUGCAUAGACCCACCCCGGGUAAUGGCUACCUUAGGCAUUUCUCUUUAGCCAGCUCUCAGGGCCGCUAUGCUCCAUCAGAGUAAUUCAUGAAGGCAGUCGCUGUCUCGCUCCCCUGCCACAGAAGGAAUGUGGGCUGUGAAUGGGCUCCGUAGAAGCCCGUAUUUAUCAUCCAACCGGAAACCCUGGUAAGUAUAGUAACAGAAUAAACAUGUCUGUGUUAAAUGACGAAAGGCUAACGUCCAGACGCUCCUUGAGGUGUUCUUCCCUGCCUUUUCCCGAGUUGCUGGUGGUCUCACCUAGUGGGCAGAGCAUUCACGUGUGCCCCCCCCCCCAGGCGCUUUCUUUGCCUUCGCCACUGGCUCUCCUCCUUUAGAAAAUUCUGUGAUCUCUGUCUUGCCUACUUCACAGGGUCGUGUGAAGCUCAGAACCCAUACCUGGACACGCACCCUGCUUUAAGGCUCUGUGUUGAGGACGGGCACGGAGACAGUGCAGAUGGUGGGUGCGGAUGGAGGGGCUCAGAGCCUGGAUUCUGGAGUUCCUCAGAUCCAGGUUCCGCUCCUCGGAGCAGCGUCCCUUGCCACCCUGGGGUGUCACUCCUCGUGCAUGGAAUGAGGAUUUAGCAUACGCAACCGGCAGGUAUUGUGAAAAUGAGAUAAUACAAAGAAUGGAAAGCGCUUGCAACUUCGAGCUACAAGCUUGAGUCAGAGCACAAUAAAUUGUUGCUGGGUUUUUUGUUUUGUUUUGUUUUUUGGAUCUCUCACUAUGGCUUCUACACCGUAGGAGCCCAGUGUACGUGUUUGCUGAUGUAGUACGUCAUUAACGGUUCACGUCGAUUCAGUCUGCCUCAGACGGCAUUACUCCAGCACUACGGGAUGUGUUUAUGGGAAUAAAGAUUCUAGUCAAACCUCUCUGAAAUUCAGUCCCUGGAGACAGUGUGGCAGGGAGGUUAAGAGCAAGCUGGUCACUUUGGGCCAGAUGCUUACCCUCUCUUUUCCUCCUGUACCUCCAUUUCCUCACCCAUAAGGGGGUGUGUGAUGAUAAGGGGGGUUAGCUGAGGCGUUGCAUGGGAAGUACAAGGUCUGGUCUGUCGUAGGGUCCAAAGCCAGGGCUCCAUCGACCACAGCAUUUCUCAGCUGCUCCGUGCUGUUUGCUAGCUGGGUCCAUUUGUGCAAGCUUUGACCUGUGUUGUUCACAUCUGUAUCCUUACUGAUUGGGGUUGGUUUGUCUGUCAGUGACCGAGAGUGGCAAACCUCCAACUAUGAUUAUGCAUCUUCUGUUUUUCCUUUUACUUCUGACACAUUUUUGCAUUGCAUAGUUUUGAUAUAAUUCACAUAGCAGAAAACAUACCACUUUAAAGUAUACAGUUCAGUGGUUUUCAGUGUAUUCAUAGGAUUGCAUGACCUUUACCGCUGUUUAAUUGUAGACCACUUUCAUAACCUUUCCCCCUCCCCCGCAAAAAAACCCAUCCCCAUUAGCAGUCACUCUCGAUCCCCCCCUCUCCUCAGCCCUGACAACCACUGACCUGCUUUCUGUCUCUGGAUUUUCCCCUUCUGGACAUUUUAUGUAAACGGAAUCCUACAGUAUGUGGCCUUUUGUGUCUGGCUUUUCUAACAUUAGCACAGUAUUUUCAAGAUUCAUCCAUGUUGGAGCACAUAUCAUGAUUUUAUUUUUUAGUAUUAAUGAUCAAUUCCUUAUUAUUCCGGAAUAAUAUUCCAUGACAUGGAUGUAUCCCGUUCUGUUUAUAUUUCUUCAGCUGGGUUGUUUCUACUUUUUGGUUUUGUGAAUGAUGCUGCUAUGAACAAUUACAUACACGUCUUUGUGUGAACGUAUCUCUUAGUUCACUUCCGAUGAGUUUUGCUCUAUUAUGACAGGCACACGAAUACAGAAUUGUUAAAACUUCCAGAUGGGUUGAAACCCUUUCAUCUUUAUGGAAUGUCUCUUCUUAUCUCUAUUAGAUUAUUGCCAUAAAAUCUACUUUGAUACAUUAGCUUUCUUUGGAUUAGUGAUUACCCAGUAUAUCUUUGUUCAGAUUUUUACUUUCAACUUACCUGCAUCUCUGUAUUGAAGGUGCCCCUGUUAUGGGCAUGUGUGAUUAAAAAAAAAUCUGGGGGCUCCUGGGUGGCUCAGUGGGUUUGGCAUCCGACUUCGGCUUAGGUCAGAGCCUGGAACCUGCUUCAGAUUCUGUGUCUCCCUCUCUCUGCCCCUCCCCUGCUUGCAUGCACGCUCUCUCUCUCUCAAAACUAAAUAAACAUUAAAAAAUUAAAAAAAAAAAAAUCUGUUCUCUGCUUUUAAACUGGAGCAUUUCCUAUGCUAUGUCUAAUGCAUUUGCUGAUGUGUUAGAUAGAUCUGGGCUUACUGGUACCAUCUUAUGGUUUAUUUUCCAUUGGUUCUUUUUUUUUCUGUUUUUCUUUUCUCUUUUUUUUUGUCUCCUUUUGCAUUGAGAUUUUUUUUUCUUUCAUAAUCUCUCCUCUAGUAGUCUAGGACAUAUGUAUUCUGUGCUUUGAGUGGUCACUGCAGUUAGGCAUGUGUCCUUGACUUAUUCGAGUCCAAGAGAGUACUUUUGCCACUUUCUGGACAAUCCAAAGACCUUAGAACCCUUUCGCCGUUCUGCCUCUUGUGCAUUGUUAUCAUGGGUUUCAAUUCUCUCUGUAUUUUAUUUUAUUUUAAAGUUUUAUUUAAGUAAUCUCUACACCCCAUGUGGGGCUCGAACCCAUGACCCUGAGACCAAGAGUCACACAACACACUCCUCCGACUGAACCGGCCCUUCUCUCUAUUUUAAACCACAACAGGCAUUAUUUUUUUAAUUUGUUUUAAUGCUUAUUUAUUAAUUUUUUUUUUUUUCUGAGAGAGACAGAGUAUGAGCAGGGGAGGGGCAGAGAGAGAGGGAGACACAGAAUCUGAAGCACGCUCCAGGCUCUGAGCUGUGAACACAGAGCCUAUUGCAGGGCUCGAAUGCACAAAGCAUGAGAUCAUGACCUGAGCCAAAGUUGGAUGCGUAACCAACUGAGCCACCCAGGCACCCUACAACAGGCAUUAUUAUCAGUGCUUUAUGCAGCCAGUAUUCAUUUAGAUCUAUCUACACUUCGAUCUAUCUACACGUAUACUUUGUAUUAUUCUUUAUUUGUUACCUCUUUAUUACUUUUUGUGUCUGCCUGCAUCUCUGCACAUUCACCUGUGAAUAUUCCCCUUUUCCUGGAACUAACCUUUGGCAUUUCCUUUAGUAUAGCAUAGUACCGAGCGCAUUUGGAAGUACCAUUAGCAUUUUCCUUCCAAGACCAAUCCUCUGGUGACGGAUGGAGCUUUUGUUGGCCGGAAAGCCUCUGUGUUGUUUUGAAUUCUGAAAGGUAUUUUUGGUCUGUCAAGAAUCCUAGGGCACUACAGUUAAUUUUCUUUAAAACUUUGGAAGACAUCCUUGGCUUUCAUUGUUUUCUGUUUGCAGAGUCAGCUCUCAGUCCCUUGGCUGUGAUGGCUAUGUCUCUGCUGUGGGCUUGCGGUGUGUGUGUUGAUGCCUCCUGGUGUCGCUUCCUUUAUGCUUCUCCUGCUGGGGGGCUCCCAGUGCCUCUUGAAUCUGUGACACGGCUUCCUUCAAUGUAGCCUCCGGCCUCCUCUCUCCCCUCUCCUUCUGAGGCUCUAACGACAGGCUUGCGAACACCUUUUCGCUGCAUUUUUGUGGCUCUCUGUGUUUCGUGUUCUUGAGGCUCUUCCUGAUUCAGUCUGAAGGUUCCCUACACAUUCUGCUUCAUGACUCUUGCCCUUAUUUGUGUCUAGUUGAUUGUUAAUCCUCUCCACAGAGUUCUUAAUUUCAGCCCCAGUCCUAAAAAUUUUUAAUUGACUUUUUAAAAUACAGGUUACAGUUUUCAGCUGAAACGAUCCAUUUUCCUGUCAUCACUUUUCUUCGGUGUUCUGAAGUGGAUGUUUGCUGACUCCAGUUUCUGGUUCUGUUCUGUUAGGUUGGUUUUCUUUUGCUUUUCGGUCAGUUGGUCUUCUGGUGUUCUUGGUAUUUUUGGAUUGAAUAUUAGACUUUUUUGACAAAUGAACAGCUGAAGAGAUGUACAAGACUCUGGAUAUUCCUUUAUUUUAAUAAAAUCUUUUAAUGUUUA